Messenger RNA from Leguminivora glycinivorella, 2795 nucleotides. It is a transcript of the gene mmy, whose product is annotated as UDP-N-acetylhexosamine pyrophosphorylase-like protein 1. The record is from RefSeq and is a predicted model, not a curated record. Gene Ontology annotation, biological process: UDP-N-acetylglucosamine biosynthetic process. The transcript has a single exon. NCBI's taxonomy places the organism in Eukaryota, Metazoa, Arthropoda, Insecta, Lepidoptera, Tortricidae. Bases 251 to 1723 code for a protein of 490 amino acids. Gene Ontology annotation, molecular function: UDP-N-acetylglucosamine diphosphorylase activity.
UUAUAAACACUUUGACACCAUGCAACAUUUUAAUAGUAGUAGUAGUACUUCAUUUGUAAAUAUUAAAAAAAUCGCGAAAAUGUCAGCUGGACGCCGACGACGUGUUUCCAUCAGUGGUGGGAGAACCCAGAAAUGUUUCCACACGCCUUGCGGGCUGCUAGUCAGUAUUCACUUUCUAAUCGCGCCGAUCGCACUCGAUAAGAUACAAUAAUUCCGAUCGGUUCACUAUAGUCCGAUACUCCGAGUCGCGAUGUCUUACGAAGACUUGUUUUCCCAACUUAAGUGUCACGGUCAAGAACACCUGAUAAAGUACUGGCCAGAAUUAAGUGAAAAUGAGCGCGAACAAUUGGCGGGUGAGCUUAGAAAAAUCGACUUUGUGGAAACGAACGAGAUUUUCCAUAGAGCAAUGGAGUCGUCGAAAGUUAUCGCUGAGAAGCUGGACGAUGAUUUGAAGCCGAUUCCUCAGUCCCAUUACGAAGCCGUGCCUAGUUUGAGCCGGGAAAAGAUAGAGGAAUAUGAAAACUUGGGUUUUAGAGAGAUUUCUGAAGGAAAAGUUGGUGUUUUGCUGCUCGCGGGCGGGCAGGCGACGCGCCUUGGUUUCGGGCACCCCAAAGGAAUGUACAACGUCGGUUUACCGUCACAAAAAACUCUGUUCCAAAUUCAAGCUGAGAGGAUAGUUCGGUUACAGAAAAUGGCUGAGGAGAGAACAGGAAAAGAAGGCAAAAUCACUUGGUAUAUCAUGACUUCAGAACAUACUAUGGCUCCUACUGCUGAGUUCUUUAAGGAUCACUCAUUCUUCGGUUUAGAGGAGGAGAACAUUGUGUUCUUUGAACAGGGAAGACUACCAUGCUUUGAUUUCAACGGUAAAAUCCUCUUGGAUGAGAAAUACCAGUUAGCAUCAGCCCCUGAUGGAAAUGGGGGUCUGUACCGUGCCUUAAAAACCCAAGGAAUGCUUGAUGACAUUUCGAAAAGAGGUGUCGAACAUUUACAUGCCCAUUCAGUCGACAACAUCCUCAUUAAAGUAGCCGAUCCAGUAUUCAUUGGUUACUGCUUGAGCAGAAACGCAGAUUGUGCAGCUAAAGUUGUCCAAAAGUCUUCACCGAGUGAAGCUGUCGGAGUUGUGUGCAGAGUCAAUGGACAUUACAAAGUGGUUGAAUAUUCCGAGCUUAGUGAUGAAGCUGCUGAACGAAGGAAUCCUGACGGAAGACUUACAUUCUCUGCCGGUAACAUCUGUAACCAUUACUUCUCGUCUGAAUUCUUAAAGAAAAUAUCAAACUUUGAAAGCAAGUUAAAGCUCCAUGUCGCCAAAAAGAAGAUCCCAUACGUAGAUGAGAAUGGAAUCCGACAGAAGCCAACAGAACCUAACGGUAUUAAAAUGGAGAAAUUCAUCUUCGAUGUGUUUGAGUUUGCUGAGAAAUUCAUUUGCUUAGAAGUAGCAAGAGACGUUGAGUUCUCCGCUUUGAAGAAUGCUGAUGCAGCAGGAAAGGACUGCCCAUCAACCGCUAGACAGGAUCUUUUAAGGUUACACAGAAAAUACAUCAGGGAAGCCGGUGGCAUCAUCGAAGAUAAUGUAGAUGUGGAGAUAUCUCCGCUGCUUUCUUACGGAGGUGAGAAUAUUGAGGAUCUGGUGAAAAAUGAGGUGUUCACCAUAAGUCCGUUCCAUUUGAAGAGCAUGGAAGAGUCAGCGACCAAUGGAGUCAAUGGAACCAAUGGGAAACAUUAACUUACAAUGAUUUGUCAAACUUGAAGACAUUUUUGUGACCAUUUUGUGGGAGUUCCAAAAACGGUUCUGUACCAGGUAGGUGUUCUAUAAAAUAGAAAACUAAACUUAAAUAUUAUAUGUAUAAUAUUUUUGCACCCUGCACCCUUGGCAAAAACUGCCACAAUUUUUUUUGGACAAGUUUUUCCAGAUGAUUAUUGGUACAGUUACAGUGUACCGUAAUAUCUUUAGUAAUCAACACGGCAAAUUGUUAUUUGCAAAUUAAAAACAUUAAUUAAAAUAGUAAUUUCAUUACCUAUUAAAAUUACAUUAGUUAAUGUACAUGUUUAUUUAUGGGCCUUAGUGCAAAUAAUUUAACAGUUUUAAAACAUGUCUAUAAAUAUUACAUUGCUUUCUGUCAAUAUGAUUUUUCUAUAGGGUAAAUGUACCGUUAUUUGGCACCUUCAAUAGUCUUUUUGGUAGUUUUUACUUUAUUCAAUUAAUUAUGAAUUAUAGACACCAAAACUACUAAUAGUUUCUAUUAAUAGUAAACAAAACUAUUAAUAUUUUCAUAAUCUAUUUGUAAAGUUCUUUUAUCUUAGUUUUAUACAAAUGUAUAUAAUUUUUAGUACCCACUUUUCGCCCUAAAAAUCAAACUGACAUCACACAUUGAGCACCGUGAAAAUGGCAAAUCAUAAUUUCAUUAUUUGCCUCUCUUGCUGAGAGAGAUAUAGUUUGUCAAGCCAUUUUCGUCACUAGAAAAAAGCGGCAAGUUUAAAAAAUAUUCGUGCUAAUAUUUAUCGCCCCAUAGACAAUUUUAAUUUCGCGCCAUUUUCUAGUGAUAAACUUGUUUGACCGGCUAUAGAUAACAUUUUUUUGCGGUAGGUCCUCUGUAUCCUCAUAUCAUUCGAAAGUGAUGAAUGAUUCAGAAUUAAAAACCAAUAAGAAAUGCACAUUUUUAUUAUGUAUUAUAAAAUUUAUAAACUUCGUAAUUCCAAUCUAUUUAAGUUAUUCUUUAAUGAUCUCUAAUUUAUAACUGCCUUGGAUAAUAAUAGAAUGAGACAAUUGGUAGGAAACUAGGAAGAGUCAAAUGCAU